Molecule: messenger RNA, 2262 nt
Organism: Glycine soja
Lineage: Eukaryota; Viridiplantae; Streptophyta; Magnoliopsida; Fabales; Fabaceae
Product: protein HOTHEAD-like
Exons: 5
Coding region: 333-2117 (594 amino acids)
Molecular function (GO): oxidoreductase activity, acting on CH-OH group of donors; flavin adenine dinucleotide binding
Source: RefSeq, a predicted model, not a curated record
AACACAUAAAAGAGUGUUAGUGUAUUCUCCUAUUUUAUAGAGAGAAGUGUUGUGCCAUAUUACAAGAGAUGGUGUAAUUAUUCUUGUAUUUAGAGAGAAAUUAUAAUUUUCUUUACUUAUUAAAAAUAUUUCCUUUGUCUUAUUUAUGAUUUUUUUCUCUAUAUUAUUUUUCGUUAAAAUAUUGUGCGUUAAUUUGUAUAUUUUUCACCUCUUAUUUUAGUUGCUAAUUAUUAAUUUUGUUACUUUGGUAACCAACAUCAGUGAGUCAGCGACUUCAAUUUUCUGGUUAUAAUAUAAUAUUAUAUAAAAGGGCUUUGAUUCAUUGGGGAGACAUGGAGAUUAUUCAAGCUUCUAACGAGGGAAGACAGACGUCAAUGGGUUUGGUGUACGAGCAAUUUAUAUGGGCAUUUCUUGUUGGGUGCACGUUCAUUAGUGUAUUAUCUCAUCCUGAUGAAGCAGCUCCAAAGUACACAUUUUUAAAAGAAGCAACAUCUGCUCCACAAAUCUUAACUUAUGACUACAUAGUGAUUGGUGGAGGAACAUGUGGGUGUCCACUAGCAGCAACUCUCUCACAAGGUGCAGGAGUUUUAGUCCUUGAAAGGGGGGGCUCUCCUUACACAAACCCUGAGCGAAUCAACAUAAAGAACUUUGGGAAUUCCCUCGUUGACAUAAGCCCUUCAUCAUUUUCCCAGCCAUUCAUAUCCAGAGAUGGUGUCCUCAAUUCGCGGGCUCGUGUCCUGGGUGGUGGCUCUGUCGUGAAUGCAGGAUUCUAUUCAAGGGCUAGCUCCACCUACAUAAGAGAUUCUGGUUGGAAUGAAACUUUGGCUGAGGACUCAUAUAUAUGGGUUGAAAAAAAAGUGGUCUUUGAGCCCCUUCUGAUGCAGUGGCAAUCAGCAGUCAGGGAUGGAUUACUUGAAGUAGGUGUGUUGCCCAACAAUGGUUUUACUUUUGAUCACUUAUAUGGGACUAAGGUUGGAGGGACAAUUUUUGAUAAGGAGGGUAACAGGUACACAGCAGCUGAUUUGUUAGAGUAUGCUGAUCCCAAGAGAAUUUCUGUUUAUCUCCAUGCCACGGUGCAGAAGAUACUAUUUAAGUAUAACACAGAAAAAAGAAGGCAACAAGCUUAUGGAGUAAUUUUCAAAGAUGCAUUGGGAGUGAUGCAUAGAGCAUACUUAAGCACACAAGGAAAGAGUGAGAUAAUCUUAUCAGCUGGUGCAAUUGGAAGCCCACAGUUGCUGAUGCUAAGUGGGAUUGGUCCUGCAAACCAUCUUCAAGCUCAUGGAAUAAAAGUGGUUUUGGAUCAGCCCUUUGUGGGUCAAGGGAUGGCAGAUAAUCCAUUGAAUGUUCUAGUGGUUCCUUCCCCUGUGCCUGUUGAAGUCUCUCUUGUCCAAACAGUGGGCAUCACUAAGUUUGGUAGCUUCAUUGAAGCAGCCAGUGGACUGAGCUUGGGCCAUUCUUGGUCGGAAAGGCUUCAAGGGAUUUUUGAAUUUGUGUCAAACCAGUCUGGUGAGCCUUCCACGUUUCCCCCAGAAGCUAAGGAGAGUGUUGCAGACACUAUUAGAUUUUUAACCAAUCCAACUCUUAAAGGAGGAGUCAUAGGUGAAAAGGUCACAGGACCACGCUCUACGGGUCAUUUGGAGCUUAUAACCACAAAUCCCAAUGAUAACCCAUCAGUUACCUUCAACUAUUUUAAGGAUCCAGAAGACUUAAAGAAGUGUGUUGAAGGCAUGAGAAUCGUCAUAGAUGUGAUAAACUCAAAAGCAUUCUCAAAGUUUCGCUACCACAACAUGCCGGUCCAAGCUCUAAUAGACUUGAUGUUGCACUUACCAGUUAACUUGAGGCCUAAACAUGCUAAUGCUGCCUUCUCUUUAGAACAGUAUUGCAUAGACACUGUGCUAACAAUUUAUCAUUACCAUGGAGGGUGCCAAUCUGGUAAAGUUGUCGAUCAUAAUUAUAAGGUUAUUGGUGUUGAAGCUUUGAGGGUAAUUGAUGGAUCCACUUUUCAUGGCUCACCGGGUACAAAUCCUCAAGCUACUGUAAUGAUGCUUGGAAGGUAUAUGGGAGAAAAGAUUAUAAAGGAAGAUUCUUCCAUAGGCGGAAGUGAAGGGAUCAAUUGAGUUCAUAUUUUCCGUUGUUCCAUAUUUGUGUUGUUCUUCGCAUGAUUUCUCUCACGAGUCACAAUUUAUAUCAGUGAUUGCCAAUAUAUAUUGCUACACUUUUAACUCUAAAACGAACUUAUUAAUACAUCCAAAUUACUGCCUA